CUGUGAUAUAUGUGAAGUGCGCAACAAGCGGAUAUUUGAUUAUGAGGCAGAAUCUUGAAGUCUAGACCCCUCAGCCUCGUCGCUCAGCUCAGCCGCACAUGCUGUCCACGGGUGUUACAGCGUGCAUUGAUUCCGCCAAUGCAUGUAAACGGGCAAUGGUUGAUUAUUUGGACUGCUAGCAUUGUUGAAAUGUUCCGGCUUCAAUAUUGACUUCGGGGUGAUCCAGGUGAACAUCUUCGCACCACGCGUGCGGAAACCGGUGACGCAACUCACUUAAGUGAGAGAGAGCAAACUGGCAGUCACUUCAUGAUGCCCAAGCCGUCAAGAGUCCUUCCCAUGUAGCGUUUCAGCGACGAGCGCAGCGGCGAUGACGAGGGUCGGAGAUGCGUAAAGGAGAGUUGGGCUGAGUCCUUUGGUUUUGGUGUUCGUGGACGGGUGGUCGACGUGAUGCCUUUUUCUGCACCUGCCACUGAGUUUGCAGUUCGCGACUCUCUUCUGGGGCUCGCGCCCAAGGAGAGCUCGAGAUCUGUUGCAGAAGGUUGGAAUCAUGUUGAACUGUGCCCGUGGGAACGUAGGAACGCUCCAGAGAUCAAUGACCGACAGGAAGAGAUAUUGCACUGCAGAGCAAGGCAGCAGAAAAGUGCCAGCAGGACAGUCGAGGCGAGCGAGACGUGCGGAUGUGAUUCUACCCAGUCAUCCCGAGUGAGAGAGACACUACCUGCGCUCGUACUUGAGAAAGAGUUGAAAUGGGUGAAGCUUCUUCCUCGAGUGUUCAGCAAGCCGAACAUCUCAAUGAAAAAGAAAAGGUCGCGUCAGCCGGAGGUAGUGCAAUACCGGCGACACUGUGUCCUCGACUAUGAGCAAGCCCAGGGAGCCGAGGACCGGUUGCAAAAAUAAGAAUAAUCUUGAAAUUGUUCCCGUAGGAACGUUCCAGAGAUUAAACUAGAAAGAACAGAUACUACACUGCAAA
Westerdykella ornata is the source of this 970-nucleotide messenger RNA. RefSeq lists its product as uncharacterized. The coding region runs from base 448 to 897 and encodes 149 amino acids. The record is from RefSeq and is a predicted model, not a curated record. Lineage: Eukaryota; Fungi; Ascomycota; Dothideomycetes; Pleosporales; Sporormiaceae. The transcript has a single exon.